AUGGCUCUCUCAUCACAUUAUCAUGAGCACAAACCAAAUGUGCCCAUCAUCAUGGAGGACGUAUUCGGUUGGGUCCGUGAGGGCAACGCGUUCCAAGUUCGAGUCUGGCUUGACGAUCAUGAGCAUGACUUGAAUGUCGGUGAUGACCACGCGUUUUCGUUGCUUCACUGGGCCGCCAAAGAAGGACAUGUCUCGAUUGCUGAAAUGCUUUUAUCGAGAGGAGCACGAGUGAACGCUACCAACAUGGGCGACGACACCAGUCUCCAUUUGGCCGCAGCCCAUGGUCAUCGGCCGAUUGUUGUGAAGUUACUGGCUCGAAAAGCCGAUGUUCAUGCCACGAACGAACAUGGAAUGACUCCUCUACACUACGCCUGUUACUGGGGUUUUGAACAAAUUGCAGAGGAUCUGAUCAUAUCAGGUGCGCAGAUUGGAGCUUGCAACAAACGGGGUCAGACGCCUAUGGAUGUCUGCCAGGGGCCGUCACGACAAGCAAUAGCCGAAAUCGCAAUGGAAAAUGGCCAAAACCCGAACGAGCGGAUUCCGUUCAAAGAUCAGACUUGGAAGGGCACAAAAUCCCGUACCAGAGAUGCGACUCUGUCCAGAUACACCGGAGUAGAUGUCACUUCCUUGAAUUUGAUCACUAAGGUGGCUGAAUCUCACUCGGGCGAACUUUGGCGCGGAAAAUGGCAGGGUAACGACAUCGUGGCCCGUAUCUUGGCCGUGCCAGAAGUGACACCGCGAAUCUCUCGCGAUUUCCAGACUGAGUUCCCCUCUCUCAGGCGAGCGAUAAUUUUUGAUUACCAUGUUACUUGGAUUUUUGCCCACGCCAACAUCUGCCCAGUGCUGGCAGCCGCCAACCAACCUCCUAACCUCGUUGUCAUUAGUCAAUUCAUGCCAUUCGGAAGCCUAUAUAACGUGUUGCACGAACAGAGCUCCGUCGUCAUUGAUCAUAGUCAGGCAGUUCGUUUUGCUGUGGAUAUCGCCCGAGGAAUGUCGUAUCUACACAGUCUUGAUCCUGCUAUACUGAGAUAUUAUUUAUCAUCAAAACAUGUCGUUGUCGACGAGGAAUUGACUGCCAAAUUGUCGAUGGCCGACACAAAGUUCUCGUUCCAAGAAGUUGGGCGAGUGUACUCACCCGCUUGGAUGAGCCCUGAAGCUCUCCAAAGGGAUCCAGAAGACUUGAAUAUUCGGGCGGCCGAUAUGUGGAGUUUUGGUAUUCUUUUGUGGGAACUCAACACACGAGAAGUGCCAUUUGCUGAACUAUCACCAAUGGAAUGCGGCAUGAAGAUUGCUCUUGAAGGACUGAGAGUACAAAUUCCUCCGGGAAUCGCAAGAAACAUGGGUCGAUUGAUGAACAUUUGCUUGAAUGAGGAUCCCGGGCGACGACCGAAUUUCGACCAAAUAAUUCCGAUUCUUGAGAAAAUGUCAUAA
Molecule: messenger RNA, 1431 nt
Organism: Haemonchus placei
Lineage: Eukaryota; Metazoa; Nematoda; Chromadorea; Rhabditida; Trichostrongylidae
Source: the annotation of a GenBank genome assembly